Molecule: messenger RNA, 1027 nt
Organism: Panthera uncia (snow leopard)
Lineage: Eukaryota; Metazoa; Chordata; Mammalia; Carnivora; Felidae
Gene: PMF1
Product: polyamine modulated factor 1
Biological process (GO): chromosome segregation
Cellular component (GO): MIS12/MIND type complex
Source: RefSeq, a predicted model, not a curated record
UUGGUUUCGCGCGGCGACUUCAACAUGGCCGAAGCGCGCAGCAGCGACGCAGACGGCGGCUGUGAGGGAGAGGGGCCGCCCCGGGAGUCCGUGCCCCCCGGCACCACCGUGCCCAGGGUGAAGCUCCUCGACACUCUGGUGGAUACCUUCCUCCAGAAGCUGGUCGCCGCCGGGAGCUACCAGAGAUUCACCGACUGUUACAAGCGCCUCUACCAGCUGCAGCCUGAGAUGACGCAACGAAUCUACGACAAGUUUAUCACCCAGUUGCAGACGUCUGUCCGGGAGGAAAUCUCCGAAAUCAAAGCAGAGGGGAACCUGGAAGCCGUCUUGAAUGCCUUGGACAAGAUCGUGGAAGACCGCAAGGACCAGGAGGAGCCGGCCUGGCGCCCGAGCGGGAACCCGGAGGCGGACCUGCGCAGUGCCCUGGUGCCCUACUUCCGGCAGCAGCGGGACGCCUUGCAGCGGCACGUGCGCAAACAGGAGGCGGAGAACAGGCGGCUGGCGGAGGCCGUGGUGGCCGGGCGCCAGCAGGUGCAGGAGCUCCAGCGGCGGGGCCAGGCCCGGCAGCAGGCCUGGCAGGCCCUGCACAGAGAACAGAAGGAGCUGGUGGCUGUGCUGGGGGAGCCGGAGUGAGGAGGCGACGGCCGGACCAGGAGCAGAGGGCCGUCGAGGUCGAGGGCCUGGCCUCCGAGAACCACUGGCAUGGUGCCCAGUCCCUGAGUGGGGAUGGAAUUAGCUGGAGGAUGAGGCUUGUCUGUCCUGCUUUGGGGGCUCCCCUGGGGUCCCCCCCAACACACACACACACACUUCAGAUUCUUCCCUGUUUUCUUGUAACUAGGACUGUUGGGCAGCUCCAAUCCCAGGAGUCGUUCCCUGCCUGCUCCUGAGCCCCUCCCCUCCCCCCGCCCCACCCCCCCGCUCGGGGAGUCUGUGUUCAUUCUCCACUGAUUGCCCCCUUGCUGGCCAGCCUGAGGACCCGUGCCACGUUCUCCCCAUAUCCGUAAAUAAACUUCCUGCACUUCCUACA